Molecule: messenger RNA, 4190 nt
Organism: Chiloscyllium plagiosum (whitespotted bambooshark)
Lineage: Eukaryota; Metazoa; Chordata; Chondrichthyes; Orectolobiformes; Hemiscylliidae
Source: RefSeq, a predicted model, not a curated record
AGACCUUGUUUUGAUGGACCAAUGGGACGCACUGGAGGACCGGAUGGAGAUUGGUCCUCCUGCCAAUCGCAGCAAACCCAUAGUCUGGAUGCGGAAGUUGGACCAUGAGCUUUUGAAGAUGGUGUUGCCCCUCUCUCUGUCUAAAUUCAGGUUGAGCUUCACCCCAGACUGCAAUUUUCUUCCUCUCUCCAACAUCUGAAGACAUGUAAAAAGAAAUUUGAAAGCACUUGAUACAUCAAUUUCUGACAGAGCCCCUUGAUUCAUUGGGACUUGAAUAUCAGCAACCAUUCCAAUUGAGAAGAAAUGUUUGCUUUUGGCUGCUUGAGAGAUUUUGGACACUGGUGCGGCAGGAAAAAUACUGAGAUAACUGAGUGAGAGAGAUUCGGUGCGCUGACUGUGGAGAGUGCUUCAAACCAUUUUGUCAGCUUGGGAGAUCAAAAUCUCCCCCCUCAUGGUGGGGAGAGACCGUGUACCCAUUCUGUUUGUAAUUUCAAACCCAGACUGACACAAGGAAAGCUCUCCCCAUGGGGAAACCGUGGAAAUGUGGGGACUGUGGGAAAGGAUUCCCUUCCCCUUCGGUGCUGGAAAUUCACAGACGUGUUCACACCGGGGAGAGGCCGUUUGUCUGCCACCGUUGCGGGAAAGGAUUCAUUCAGUUGUCUCAGCUGCAGACACACCAGCGUGUUCACACCGGGGAGAAGCCGUUCACCUGCUCAGUGUGCGGGAAGGGGUUCGCGAAUUCUUCCAACCUGAGGGCACACCAGCGGGUCCACACUGGAGAGAAGCCGUACACGUGCUUGGUGUGUGAGAAGGGAUUUGCUCAUUCAUCUGCACUGCUGAGGCACCAGCGGGUCCACACUGGGGAGAGGCCGUUCACUUGUUCAGAGUGCGGGAAGACUUUCCGUCGUACGAGCAACUUGCGGAGGCACGAGCGGGUCCACACGGGGGAGAGGCCCUUCAGGUGCCCCGAGUGCGGGCAGGGGUUCAGUCAGAUGAGUGACCUGCGUAAUCACGAGCGGAUCCACACGGGGGAGAGGCCCUUCACCUGCCCAGAGUGCGGGAAGACCUUCGGUCGUGUCGGUAACCUGCGGAUGCACCAGCGGGUCCACACUGGGGAGAGGCCAUUCACCUGCACCAAGUGUGAGAAGGCCUUCCGUCAUGCCUCCCACCUGCUGGCCCACCAGCGGGUGCACACUGGUGACUGGAGGUCCACCUGCCCUGUGUGCGGAAAGGGCUUUACCCAGGCCUCCCACCUGCUGGCCCACCAGCGAGUCCACACUGGGGAGAAGCCAUUCACCUGCUCCGUGUGCGGCAAGGGCUUCGCCCAUUCCUCCCAUCUUGUGGCCCAUCGGCGGGUCCACACAGGGGAGAGGCCAUUCUCCUGCUCAGUGUGCGGGAAGGGCUUCAGCCAGGCCUCCCACCUCCAGACACACCGGCGGGUCCACACGGGAGAGAGGCCGUUCUCCUGCCCUGAGUGUGGGAGGGGCUUUGCUCUCUCCUCCCACCUGCUGAUCCACCGACGGCUCCACACGGGAGAGAGGCCGUUCGCCUGCCCCGACUGCGGGAAGGCCUUCUGUGAUCCAUCAGCCCUGCGCACCCACCGGCGUGUCCACACGAGGGAGAGGCCGUUCUCCUGCCCCGACUGCGGGAAGGCCUUCAGCCAGUCGUCCACCCUGCUAAUCCAUCGGCGGGUCCACACCCGGGAGAUGCCCUACAGCUGCCCCGAGUGCGGGAAGCGGUUCACCCAGGCCUCCAACCUGGUAGCUCAUUGGCGGGUCCAUACCGGGGAGAGGCCCUUCAGCUGCCCUGAGUGUGGGAAGGCCUUCAGUGAUUCCUCCGCCCUGCUGAGGCACCAGCGGGUCCACACCGGGGAGAGACCCUUCAGCUGUCCUGAGUGUGGCAAGGGCUUCACCCGCUCCUACCACCUGGUGGCCCACCAGCGGGGGCACAUCGGCGUGAGGCAGUUCAUCUGCUCCAAGUGUGGGAAGGACUUUGUCGACUCAUCCGACCUGCUUAGGCACCGGCGAGUGCACACCAGGGAGAGGCCAUUUGCCUGCCCAGAGUGUGGACGGAGGUUCACGUUGUCCUGCAACUUGCGGAGACACCAGCGGGGGCACCAGAGCUCCCAACAAUUGGAUUCCACUGGCGAAGCUGCUGAGCUGGAGGGAAAGCAAGUCAAUCUGGAGGAGCGGACAGACUCUGGAAAAAGUUGUAGCGCGAGGUGGCUGUUGCAUGGUGACGGUGAGGCUCCCCCGGCCCCGCCCAUCCCCCCGUGCAGACGUCACGCGGGGGCGAAGGCGGUUGGGAGGAGAAGUCGCUCGAGCGGGGAAGCGGCGGGAGGGCGGCCGUUAGGAAAAUGGCGCCGUGCGGCCCGGGGCAGACACCCGUCACUGGGCACCGCCGCCUUCCUGGCGCAGCUGCUGUGUCACGCCCACACCGGCCGGCUGUACAGCAGCCAGGAGCCGGUGAGCAUUCUGGAGGCGGAUGGGGUUAAGGGCCUGCUUGGGAACUCGUCGGCCGCCUGGGUGGUGGAGUUCUACUGGUCGUGGGGCGGCCCCUGUGUCAACUAUGGGGCCACCUGGAAGUUAUACGGCCUGGAAAGAGGAAUUCACUGCAGGGAGGGACUCUACACGUGUUUAUUUGUUGCUGAAACCUCGGCCAUGGAGAAACCCGAGGAAUCCCGCGCCGUGGAGAAACCGUGGAAGUGUGGUGACUGUGGGAAAGGCUUCCGUGCCCCGUCUGAUCUGGAGACUCAUCGGCGGAGUCACACCGGGGAGAGGCCAUUCUCCUGCACUGAGUGUGGGAAGGCCUUCAGCGAUUCCUCCACCCUGCUGAGGCACAGGCGGGUCCACACAGGGGAAAGGCCGUUCAGCUGCCCCGAGUGCAGGAAGGCCUUCAGCAAUUCCACUGACCUGUUGACCCACCAGCGGGUCCAUACGGGGGAGAGGCCAUACAGCUGCCCUGAGUGCAAGAAGACCUUCAGCAAUUCUUCCACCCUGCUGACUCAUCGGCGGGUCCACUCUGGCGAACGGCCCUUCAUCUGCCCUGAGUGCGGAAAGGGCUUUACUCAGGCCUCUGCCCUGCUGACCCACCAGCGGCUCCACACAGGGGAGAAACCGUUAACCUGCCCUGAGUGCGGGAAGGCCUUCAGCAAUUCCUCCGACAGGCUGAAGCACCAGCGGGUCCACACGGGGGAGAGGCCCUUCAGCUGCCCCGAGUGCAGGAAGGCAUUCAGCAAUUCCUCCAAUCUCCAGACCCACCAGCGGGUCCACACAGGGGAGAGGCCCUUCAUCUGCCCCGAGUGUGGGAAGGGCUUUACGCAGGCCUCCAGCCUCCAGAUCCACUGGCGGGUCCACGUAGGGGAGAGGCCCUUCAGCUGUCCAGAGUGCGGGAAAGCCUUCAGCCAUUCCUCCAACCUGCUGGCCCACCAGCGAGUCCACACUGGGGAGAGGCCGUUCAUCUGCUCUCAAUGCGGGAAGGGCUUCACUCGCUCCUCCCACCUGCAGAGGCACCAGCGAGUUCAUGCCCCAACGCAGGGGGAUUGAAGGAGCGAAGGCCCAGUGCCAUUAUUGACUGGACUAUCAACCCAGUUCUGGGGAGACUCUGGUUCGAAUCCCACCAUGGCAGAUGACUGAAUUGGGAUUCGGGCAGAAAUCUGGAGUCAGAAUCGAACAAUGAAACCAUUUUUGGUGUUGGGGUGGGAGAAAACCCUACCUGAUUCACUCCUGCCCUUUUGUGGAAAGGAAACUGCCGUUGUGGGAAAGGAUUUACUCAGCCAUCCCAGCUGUAUCCUUUACCUGGUCUGGCCUACACGUGAUUCCAGACCCACAACAGUGUGGUUGUCUCUACACUGUGCUCCUCUUCCCUCCCCCACUCCCCACCCUGGCAGUUGAGUGGAAGAAACUUGGAGACAGGGUGUGGAUCUAACUUGCUAAGUGAGGUAAUACUUCCUAUGGAUUAAGGAUGUACUAAGGAUCCAAUUAAAAGGGGACAACUCUGUGCUGACCAAUAAUGAAAAAAGGUUUGGUGGCGGGGGAGGGGGUCGCACUGGUUGUUGGUAAGGGGACUGUGUGUGCUCAACUUUUGGUUGUUUAAAAGAUAUCAACUAUUUUUUUCUAUGCCUUUUUCCUUGGUGGGGGAGAUCUGAAGCUGUAACAACGUUGGGUCACAAUAAAGGUUACCUGAACUUA